This is a messenger RNA of Tarenaya hassleriana, 2955 nucleotides long. Its product is annotated as nuclear poly(A) polymerase 4-like. Gene Ontology annotation, cellular component: nucleus. Gene Ontology annotation, molecular function: RNA binding; poly(A) RNA polymerase activity. NCBI's taxonomy places the organism in Eukaryota, Viridiplantae, Streptophyta, Magnoliopsida, Brassicales, Cleomaceae. The transcript is spliced from 14 exons. The record is from RefSeq and is a predicted model, not a curated record. The coding region runs from base 341 to 2740 and encodes 799 amino acids.
CUUUGCGUCUCUCUCUCUCUCUCUCCCGUGGCGCUUCUCGUGAUCUCUCUCUCUCUCGACCGUCAAUCGGUUUUAUCCUGUUUGAGAUUCUCGUUCGUCUUUGACUUUCUUUGAAUUUGCUUCCGCAAUCCCCGUUCUUCGACUUAGGGUUUUCGAUUUCGAUUUUUCGCCUUUUUUUUUUGUAUUUGUUUCCCUAUUCUGCUUGCAAUUUCGAGUAGACCUCGCUUUCUCUUGUUGGGUCCCGAAAUCAUCAUGAUCAGAGCGGUUGAACCGAGUUCAAUCGAAUUCGCGUGAAGAAAAAUACAUAUAGGGUUUUCUGGUGUUUGCGGGUGUUAUCAUCAUGGUGGGUACCCAGCGCUCGGACGAUGGUUCUUCGCCGCAGAAAUCACCCAAGAGCUACGGAAUUACGAAAGCGCUCUCGCUUGCUGGGCCUUCGCCUGCGGAUAUCAAGCGAAACGCCGAGUUGGAGAAGUCCUUGGUUGACGUGGGACUCUACGAAAGCAAGGAAGAAACCCAGCGGAGAGAAGAAGUUCUUGGUCGCAUUGAUCAGAUUGUGAAGUGUUGGGUGAAGCAAUUAACCCGCCAAAGGGGCUACACAGAUCAGAUGGUGGAGGAUGCUAAUGCUGUCAUUUUCACAUUUGGUUCUUACCAUCUUGGAGUACACGGGCCUGGGGCUGAUAUUGACACGCUGUGUGUUGGGCCAUCUUAUGUUAAUCGAGAGGAGGAUUUCUUCAUUAUCUUGCAUGAUAUAUUGGCCGAGAUGGAAGAAGUGACUGAACUUCAACCUGUACCUGACGCCCAUGUCCCAGUCAUGAAAUUUAAGUUCCAAGGAAUAUAUAUCGAUCUUCUUUAUGCCAGCAUAUCACUGCUAGUCGUGCCACAGGAUCUGGAUAUCUCCAGCUCAUCCGUGCUGUGCGAUGUGGAUGAACAAACUGUUCGCAGCCUUAAUGGUUGUAGGGUUGCUGAUCAAAUUCUUAAGCUCGUUCCUAAUGUUGAGCACUUCCGGACAACAUUAAGAUGCCUGAAGUACUGGGCUAGGAGGCGUGGCAUUUAUUCAAAUGUUACGGGAUUCCUGGGUGGUGUAAACUGGGCACUUUUGGUUGCACGAGUGUGCCAGCUAUAUCCAAAUGCCAAUCCUAGUAUGCUGGUUUCUCGAUUUUUCAGAGUUUACACUCAAUGGCGGUGGCCAAACCCUGUCAUGCUUUGUGCAAUAGAAGAGGAUGAGCUUGGGUUUCCUGUUUGGGAUCCUCGUAAAAAUCCCCGCGAUCGCUAUCAUCACAUGCCAAUCAUAACUCCAGCAUAUCCGUGCAUGAAUUCUAGUUACAAUGUCUCUCAAAGCACUCUUCGCGUCAUGACAGAGCAGUUUCAGUUUGGUAACAGGAUCUGUCAGGAGAUUGAGCUAAAUAAAAACCAAUGGCGUUCCUUGUUUGAACCAUAUAUGUUUUUCGAGGCAUAUAAAAACUACCUUGAAGUUGAUGUAGUGGCAGCAGAUGCAGAUGAUUUAUUGGCUUGGAAAGGUUGGGUGGAGUCACGGUUCAGACAGCUGACCUUAAAGAUCGAACGAGACACAAACGGGAUGUUGAUGUGCCAUCCUCAUCCAAAUGAGUAUGUAGACACAUCCAGGCAGUUUCCGCACUGCGCAUUUUUCAUGGGAUUACAGAGGGCACAAGGACUUAGUAGUCAAGAAGGUCAACAGUUUGAUAUACGUGCAACGGUUGAUGAGUUUAGGCAAGAUGUAAACAUGUAUAUGUUCUGGAAACAUGGGAUGGAUGUGUAUGUUUCUCAUGUUCGUAGAAAGCAGCUUCCUGCUUUUCUUUUCCCAAACGGAUAUAAAAGGCCUCGACAAUCCAGACACCAUAACCAGCAGUGCGGAAAACCUUGUGAGGAUGGCUCUGGUUCCCGGUCUGGCUCUAUGGAGAGAAAUGCUAAGAGAAAGAAUGAUAGUGAUACAGUCGAUGUGAGGUCAGAGAAACCUGAGAAGCGUGCAUCUCUUAGUCCACAAAGUCUAGGUUCUGUUUCUCCUGACAGUAGUUCUGGUACCACUUGUGAGAUCUCUCCCAUUAGCCUUGUUGGAGGUCUUAAACCUGAGUGCUCGGUGGCUGGUGAUGCUGUUUGUGACCUUAGAAGGCCACCCCGUGAGGAAGCCGUGGCUGAAAAUUUUAGCAGUGAAGGCACAGAACUAAAAACGUUUGCUCAACGUGAGUGUAGCACUGGCAUUGAGCAAACUAUGGACGUAGAUAGUAUUACAUCAGUCCAAGGCUGUGCUGAGCCUGCUGAACCCGUUGGAAAGCUUUGGACACCUGAUUCUAACUCUGUGUCAGCAUUUGAAAGUGGGCAAGAUAAAGACAUAGGUCAUGAAUUGGGUUAUGUAUCCAUCAAUGACGCUGAGAUGCCUCUCCCUGGGCAGUUAAACAUGGAAGGGGGAGAUGUUGAAGCUGAGAAGGAAACCAAACAAUGUAACGACGGUACAGGAAGGACUGUAGAAAUUGCAGAUAAGGUUUUGGGGAUCAGGUCUUGUGUGAAGAACCUUGAAUGCAAAGGUUUAGUUGUAGCUGCUGCAAAUCUGGAUCCAGAUGUGGGAGGUAAAACAUUGCACUCAGAUGGAGUCUUUCAAAGUGCCUUGUCAGAAAAACUUCAGCCAAACUCAGGGGUGGAGAAGUCGGAAGACAGAGCAGCUAGGUCAGAAUCUUUGCAGAAGCCACUGAUAAGCGCCAUGUUGAACUUGAAGUCGAUGGUGUGACGUUUCCUCAAGGCAAUCGAAAAGAGAAACGGAACAGAAAAUAAAACGGAUGAAACCUGGAAAAAUGGAGGAGUAAUCAUGGGCAUGGCCAACCCCUCUAUUGUUGGCUGCGGAAGGAUCCCAAGACACUGGUAAGUGGUAAGUUCACCUUAAUCUGAAAACCAAAUAAAGGAAAAAAAAAUUUACAAUUUUGAGAAAAACCCAAAAAAAAAAAA